UAAUCUUUUCUUAUCCCCCCAGAAUAGACAUUCUUGUAACCUUUUGGCAAUUUUCUUAUGGAGUUCCCCUGGUUCUAUGAGGCUACUUUUACUGGUAAUAACUUCCGCUUACCGUCCAUUAGUAUCCAAUAGGCUUUCAGAAAGAGUUGUAAGACGAACUUGCAAUGCUAUAGGGCUUUUCCAGACACUAGCUUCUCACCCUCAUACAAAGAUGUCAUUUAUCAGAGCUUCUAUGCCAGAGUAUCUUUAUGCCUUCUUGAAAACCAGGAGCAGAGGAAGGAACUAUGAACGUCUAAGGUUCGCCAGCUUAGUUGUGAUUGGGUCCCUAGUAGAGGUUGACAAUCCAGAAGUUGUUGAUUACCUUCUUUCCACAGAAAUGUUUCCUUGUUGCCUAUGCUGCAUGGAAAUUGGCACAACAUUGUCAAAAACAGUGGGUGACUGGAUUUCUUUGACUGUUAUAUCAUUUGUUUUUCUGGCUUGAUAAUUAUGAGGGAAAAAUUGCUAUAUAAAGCUAGGGGUUAAGAGUCGGCUAAAUUCAAAGUUUAACCAUAUUCAAAUACAUGUAUAGUCCUGGUAACAUCCUUGACAUUUCUGUUUAUGAUGUGAUCAUGUGACAAACUGUGCAUUAUUCCACAUUUGCACUGUAAAAAUUGGAGCGAUGAAAUCUUAGGAAGUCCAAGAAAAUGAAAUUGAGUUAAAAUGGAAUAAACGGUUGGUCACCCAACUUUUAUAAGUUUUCAUUGGGUAUAGAAAAA
Messenger RNA from Gossypium arboreum, 755 nucleotides. Its product is annotated as cell differentiation protein rcd1-like. Gene Ontology annotation, biological process: negative regulation of translation; mRNA catabolic process. Gene Ontology annotation, cellular component: CCR4-NOT core complex; CCR4-NOT complex; P-body. The record is from RefSeq and is a predicted model, not a curated record. Bases 77 to 481 code for a protein of 134 amino acids. Lineage: Eukaryota; Viridiplantae; Streptophyta; Magnoliopsida; Malvales; Malvaceae. The transcript has 5 exons.